AUGUCGUCGAACGGUGAAUUCUCGACGAUGUCUAGCGAGGAAAUGCCGUCCCUGCCGAAGUCCCUGCCCAGCUCCAGGGAGGCGACUGCUGAGGGUAGUUCCGGUUCCGGGGGCGGUUACAUGCCUCUGCGAGAGUUUCUGGAUCGAUUCUCGUUGCCGAGAGUUGUCAGGCUCGAGGGGACCAGCGGCAGGCCGGUGUUGCUCUACAAACAGCAACAGAGAUCGCUUCGGGUCACCGCGUCUCUAUUGAUACAUCGUUAUCGGCACGACGUCAAUGUGGGACCGGAAAUCGUCAUACCGGAGGGUUAUCCAGGGUGGUUUUCUGUGAUAUCUGGCAGCAAUGCUACGAGUGGCGCGCGAGUCUACAGAAGAGUAGAUUCCCUGGUGCGAGCAGGAGUACCCGCGUUCCUUUUGGCGGCGCCGUUAAGGGCAUACAUUUUAACGCACUCGAAAAUGGAAAAUGGCAAUCUAAGGGCUCAUUACACGAAAACCACGAUCCGAGCCGGUGAAAUUCUACGAUUGAUAGCGGUCUUCCAGGACACGAGGAAGUGCAGCACGGUUUCAUUCGGUAUUUCCGGUAGCUCGUCCGAGAAGGAUCAGUACGCGCAGUGUUUAGAUCCGCACGGCCGUGAAGUGUUCGCCCCGUUGUCGGCCAGGGGCGAGUUUUACGCGAUCUGCCAGAACAGUGGCAUCGACACGGGAAGCGACGCAGUGUUGUACAAAGUGCAUCAUCUUGCAAAGAGGCAGCUACCUCUCAGGGUUCGUUUAAUAGCUGGUCCACUUCCGGUCCCCCUGCCAAGGGAAUACGGUGGUUUAAUGCAGUUGGAAAGUUCGACCCGGGGACCAAUUGUUUUAGGAUGUAUCGUGCCGGAAAGACCCGUUCACAAUCCUGAAAUGCUCGAGCUCGUGGUGACUGGUAGCGGUGCACCGCGAGUAAAGAGAGCAAGGUUGGGUUAUCCAUCGGAAGCUAGGUUAUUGGCAUCGCCUAAAAUGCAACGAUUAUUAUCCGCCUGCAGCCGAGCCGUCGGAGAUCGCGCAACGGAACCGAGGGUGGCACCUUUGAAGCUGCACCCAACUGGCGAGAGCUUGAAGGAAAUGAAUUUGAAGAAAAUCAAACCGAAACCGGAAACGAAGCCGAUCCUCCAGAGUUUAAAGGACGGGCUCGAGCAACUGAAGAAGAGCACCGUCCGGGAAAAAAGCCAGACGAGACAGAACUGUCGAAAUGGUUUCUUGGAACGGAUCUCGAAGCUGGCGCAGGGCGGCCGUAGCAGAAACCCAGCGAAGAAAUCGGCUUCGUUUACGUUCGCAGUGAAACCGGAAGUUGCGAUUAGGUGCCAGGAACGUUACUCCAGUUUGGAGCCGGAAACCACUACCUCUCACCCGAACUCUUCCAAGCAACCUGUACAAAGAUCUGUCUCCACCAGCAUCUUGGAAAUGCCGACGAUGACGAUGACGACGACGACGGCGUCGAACGUCGAGCUGCAGCCGAAUUACUCCCGAGUCAGAGACAGUCUCACGCCAGUGCCAUCCAUUCCCAAAUUGACUAGGACCAAAGCUGAUGAUAUUUAUGCGGAGAUCUGCGAGAACGCGGCGGCCGCACAGAUUCAAAAGUGUCCCGGUAGCCACGUGAUGGCCCGGAUAAAAAUCGUGGUGAGAGGACGGGACUCGCCUAUGAUGGAUCUGCCGAACAAGUUCGGCAAGGACAGACAUACGAACUCGAUGGUAACGAAUGAGCGAAUCGACUCGAUUAUCAGCACGGAGGACGAGGUUAUAUACAAUACGGUGUUCUGA
This is a messenger RNA of Dufourea novaeangliae, 1791 nucleotides long. RefSeq lists its product as uncharacterized. The transcript is spliced from 5 exons. The record is from RefSeq and is a predicted model, not a curated record. Lineage: Eukaryota; Metazoa; Arthropoda; Insecta; Hymenoptera; Halictidae. The coding region runs from base 1 to 1791 and encodes 596 amino acids.